AUGGAAAGGCCUUACACAAGAGAUCAAGAAGAGAAGACAUGCCAUUGGAUAACUAGGCCUUACACAAGAGAUCAAGAAGAGAAGACAUGCCAUUGGAUAACUAGGCCUUACACAAGAGAUCAAGAAGAGAAGACAAGAAGACAAGAUCAAGAAGAGAAGACAUACCAUGAAAUAGCCAAGCCUUACACAAGAGAUCAAAAAGAGAAGACAUACCAUGGGAUAACUAGGCCUUACACAAGAGGUCAAGAAGAGAAGACAUACCAUGGGAUAACUAGGCCUUACACAAGAGAUCAAGAAGAGAAGACAUACCAUGGGAUAACUAGGCCUUACACAAGAGAUCAAGAAGAGAAGAGAUACCAUGGGAUAACUAGGCCUUACACAAGAGAUGAAGAAGAGAAGACAUACCAUGGGAUAACUAGGCCUUACACAAGAGAUCAAGAAGAGAAGACAUACCAUGGGAUAACUAGGCCUUACACAAGAGAUCAAGAAGAGAAGACAUACCAUGGGAUAACUAGGCCUUACACAAGAGGUCAAGAAGAGAAGACAUGCCAUGGGAUAACUAGGCCUUACACAAGAGAUCAAGAAGAGAAGACAUACCAUGGGAUAACUAGGCCUUACACAAGAGAUGAAGAAGAGAAGACAUACCAUGGAAUAGCCAGGCCUUACACAAGAGGUCAAGAAGAGAAGACAUACCAUGGGAUAACUAGGCCUUACACAAGAGAUCAAGAAGAGAAGACAUACCAUGGGAUAACUAGGCCUUACACAAGAGGUCAAGAAGAGAAGACAUGCCAUGGGAUAACUAGGCCUUACACAAGAGAUCAAGAAGAGAAGACAUACCAUGGGAUAACUAGGCCUUACACAAGAGAUCAAGAAGAGAAAGCAUACCAUGGGAUAACUAGGCCUUACACAAGAGAUCAAGAAGAGAAGACAUACCAUGGGAUAACUAGGCCUUACACAAGAGAUCAAGAAGAGAAGACAUACCAUGGGAUAACUAGGCCUUACACAAGAGAUCAAGAAGAGAAGACAUACCAUGGGAUAACUAGGCCUUACACAAGAGAUGAAGAAGAGAAGACAUACCAUGGGAUAACUAGGCCUUACACAAGAGAUCAAGAAGAGAAGACAUACCAUGGGAUAACUAGGCCUUACACAAGAGGUCAAGAAGAGAAGACAUACCAUGGGAUAACUAGGCCUUACACAAGAGAUCAAGAAGAGAAGACAUACCAUAGGAUAACUUGGCCUUACACAAGAGAUCAAGAAGAGAAGACAUACCAUGGGAUAACUAGGCCUUACACAAGAGAUCAAGAAGAGAAGGCAUACCAUGGGAUAACUAGGCCUUACACAAGAGAUCAAGAAGAGAAGACAUACCAUGGGAUAACUAGGCCUUACACAAGAGAUCAAGAAGAGAAGACAUACCAUGGAAUAACUAGGCCUUAUACAAGAGAUCAAGAAGAGAAGACAUACCAUGGAAUAGCCAAGCCUUACACAAGAGGUCAAGAAGAGAAGACAUACCAUGGGAUAACUAGGCCUUACACAAGAGAUCAAGAAGAGAAGAUAUACCAUGGAAUAGCCAAGCCUUACACAAGAGGUCAAGAAGAGAAGACAUACCAUGGGAUAACUAGGCCUUACACAAGAGGUCAAGAAGAGAAGACAUACCAUGGGAUAACUAGGCCUUACACAAGAGAUCAAGAAGAGAAGAUAUACCAUGGAAUAGCUAGGCCUUACACAAGAGAUCAAGAAGAGAAAACAUACCAUGGGAUAACUAGGCCUUACACAAGAGAUCAAGAAAAGAAAACAUACCAUGGGAUAACUAGGCCUUACACAAGAGAUCAAGAAAAGAAGACAUACCAUGGGAUAACUCGGCUUUACAUGAGAGGUCUAGGAACUAGGAGAGAAAACAUACCAUGGGAUAGCUUGUGUUUAUGA
This is a messenger RNA of Nematostella vectensis (starlet sea anemone), 1923 nucleotides long. RefSeq names its product trichohyalin-like. Lineage: Eukaryota; Metazoa; Cnidaria; Anthozoa; Actiniaria; Edwardsiidae. The transcript is spliced from 3 exons. The coding region runs from base 1 to 1923 and encodes 640 amino acids. The record is from RefSeq and is a predicted model, not a curated record.